CCCAGGCGACUCGGUACGUCUCGUGUUCAGCGCCCGCACCAACUACAUGUACGCGCGCGUGCGCUCCACGCUGCCCGAGCUGCACGCAUUCACGCUGUGCACGUGGCUCAGACGGACUGGCCUCGGCCUGGGAACGAUCCUCUCGUACGCCGUGACCGGGCAGCCCAACGAGCUCACCCUGAUGGAGGCGGGCGGCGACGGCGUGGAGGUGGUGGUCAACGACAAGGUGAUGCUGCUCCCCUUGAGAGUGCCCCGCCUCACCUGGCACCAUGUGUGCGUGACGUGGAGCGCCCGCGACGGGGCGUGGAGCAGCUUCCUCGACGGGGUCCGCACGGGCAGCGGGGACGGCCUCGCGCCCUGGAGACCCCUCACGGGCGGCGGGGUCAUCGUGCUCGGCCAGGAGCAGGUGGGAGACGCGCCGAGGCAACGGCCCCCUGCGUAGCCUCGGCGGGCCGCCGGGGGCAAGCGGCGCCCUUGAAGGGUGUGCACCGUGGCGCACGUG
Molecule: messenger RNA, 502 nt
Organism: Petromyzon marinus (sea lamprey)
Lineage: Eukaryota; Metazoa; Chordata; Hyperoartia; Petromyzontiformes; Petromyzontidae
Product: neuronal pentraxin-2-like
Source: RefSeq, a predicted model, not a curated record